This is a messenger RNA of Rotaria sp. Silwood2, 1164 nucleotides long. The record is from the annotation of a GenBank genome assembly. NCBI's taxonomy places the organism in Eukaryota, Metazoa, Rotifera, Eurotatoria, Philodinida, Philodinidae.
AUGCACAACAUUCAACUUGUUGGUACUGAAGUUUAUGAAAAAGAUAAAGAAGUAACUCGUGUUAUUGCUGAAUUUCAACCAAAAUCAUUAUGUGAAUCAUUAAUACGUUUUAAACAACUUGAAGGAGAAACACUUGUUAAAGAACAAAUGAUAAAUAAUGAUUUAAAACUUAUUGAUGGAAUGUCAAUUGAAAAUGUUCGAAAAUUGAAAGAUAAAACAUCAACUGAUGCAUAUUAUAUUGAAUAUGAAAAUAGUCGAGAAAAAUUUCAAGAAUAUGUUCGAUAUUUUGAACGUCUUUUACAUGAACGUAAAACAAUAAAACAACAUUGUAAACAAGCUGAAAUUUUUUAUGAUGCACAAUAUCAAGAUGCAAAUAUUGUUGUUGAAGCAUACAAAAAUUUUGGUGAUAAAGUAGCAACAUUAAAGAAAAAACUUGAUAGUUUAAUAAGAGACUUACCUGAAACUGUAUCACCACCAUCGGCAGAUAAUGUACCAUCACCUGGAAAUACUCCUCCUGAUUAUCGUCAAACUGAUAUGGAUUUAUCUGAUAAUGAAGAAAAUAAUUCAAAAUCUCCAUCAGAUCGAACAGCAAUUGUACGAACAACACGUGCUGAUCCUCGUCAUCAUCGUAAACAUGUUCAUCAUCGUCAUCAAUCAUCUCAGCAAUAUUUUGAUGAUGCUGAUGAACGAUCAAAUAAAGAUAAUUCAAAUUUAUCUCCAUUAGGUAAUGGGGAAAAUAAAACAACAUUACAACAAACACCAAUGAUUGAUGUUAAUUUAAUAACUGAUUUACUUAUUCAACAUUCACAAUCAACUGGUUUUGAAAAAAGUCUUGAAAUGCUUACACAAACAUUACGACAACUUACAGAUCCAAAUACAAUAUCACCGACAACAACAACUGCAACAACAAAUUCUUCGCAACCAUCUAAUCAACUUCAACAAACAAAUCCAUUUGAAAAUCUACUUAUGAAACGUCUUCAACCAUCAAUUCCUCAAACAGUUCUACCACCACCACCAGUUACAUCACAAGUUUGGUUUAAUUCAACAACUCCUCAAACAUUUCCAUCAUCUGUUCCACCAUUUUUUCCUCUUCCUGGUCAGCAACCACCGAAUGUACCUAUGGAUUUUCAUUCACUACAACAAUAUCAAAAUCAACGAAACUAA